AUGCCCAAGAGGAAGGUCACCUCCACUGAGGGGGCGGCGAAGGAGGAGCCCAAGAGGAGAUUGGCGAGGUUGUCAGCUAAACCGGCCCCUGCAAAAGUGGAAACGAAGCCAAAAAAGGUGGCAGGAAAGGAUAAAUCUUCAGACAAAAAAGUGCAAACAAAAGGGAGAAGGGGAGCAAAAGGAAAACAGGCCGAAGUGGCUAACCAAGAGACUAAAGAAGACUUCCCUGCAGAAAAGGGAGAAACUAAAAACGAGGAGAGCCCAGCCUCUGAUGAAGCAGGAGAGAAAGAAGCCAAGUCUGAUUAAUAUCACACACCUGGUCCUAUCA
Physeter macrocephalus (sperm whale) is the source of this 328-nucleotide messenger RNA. RefSeq names its product non-histone chromosomal protein HMG-14-like. The record is from RefSeq and is a predicted model, not a curated record. The transcript has a single exon. Gene Ontology annotation, cellular component: chromatin; nucleus. Gene Ontology annotation, biological process: chromatin organization. NCBI's taxonomy places the organism in Eukaryota, Metazoa, Chordata, Mammalia, Artiodactyla, Physeteridae. Gene Ontology annotation, molecular function: nucleosomal DNA binding. Bases 1 to 306 code for a protein of 101 amino acids.